Messenger RNA from Cricetulus griseus (Chinese hamster), 521 nucleotides. The record is from RefSeq and is a predicted model, not a curated record. NCBI's taxonomy places the organism in Eukaryota, Metazoa, Chordata, Mammalia, Rodentia, Cricetidae.
GGGGACCGCCAGCUGCUGCAGAGCGGGAGGGACGCCUCCAUGGCCCUUUACAACUCGGUGUACUUCAUCGUCUUCUUCGGCUCACGCGGCUUCCUCAUCCCCAGGCGUGCCGAGGGGGCCACCAAAGUCAGCCAGGCCGUGCUGAAGGCCAAGAUUCAGAAACUGUCCGAGAGCCUGGAGUCCUGCACCGGUGCCCUGGAUGAACUUAGUGAGCAGCUCGAGUCCCGGGUCCAGUUCUGCACCAAGGCCGGCCGGGCUCACAACCUCAGGAUCUCCGCUGAUCAGGAUGCAGCCUUGUUUUUCUAAGAACACCCUUUACCCUCAUGGGAUGUUCUAGAUCUGUAGCGUCCACGGGGAAGUGCCACAUAGGUGGAGGGUGAAAGACAGAAACUGUUCUGUAGGUGUCGGUCCUCAACUCCAUGUGAGUUAGGGACUUUUUCACUUGUGGAAUCCCAAUGGAGUAUGCGACCCUAAUCACUCACUAAAAAGGGGGGGUCCUUUUUAACUGCACACAGCUGGGC